Messenger RNA from Colletotrichum karsti, 993 nucleotides. RefSeq lists its product as uncharacterized. The coding region runs from base 1 to 993 and encodes 330 amino acids. Gene Ontology annotation, biological process: response to oxidative stress. Lineage: Eukaryota; Fungi; Ascomycota; Sordariomycetes; Glomerellales; Glomerellaceae. The transcript is spliced from 2 exons. The record is from RefSeq and is a predicted model, not a curated record. Gene Ontology annotation, cellular component: nucleus.
AUGGCUUACCAGAGCCCUCCGGAAACCCCUUCGUCUUCGGGCGCCCACACGCCGGCACACUCGUCCGCCAACCCUUCGCUGUCCAACUCCAUGAUAUCGACAAUGUGGUCCGGUCUCGUUCGCCGCUUCUCCUCCGACGUCCCCGAAUCCUACGGCGGCCAUGGCCACCCUCACGAGCCCUCGCACCUAUCCCACGCCCACACCGAGCCCGCGGGCGGCGGUGCCUUCAUGGACGGCAUCAAUGGCGUUUUCAUGCCCUCCCACAUCAAACGCACCGCGAGCCCCUUCCGACCGCCGCCGUUAGACCCUAUCGUUCUUCACGGGUUCAAGGAGAGCACGCCCCAGAGCGCACGACUGCUGAGCCCCGGCGUCGCGGAAGAGAUCCGCAUCAUGCUCCCGGAGCGACUACGGAUCAUGGAGGACUGGAAGCUGGUAUACAGCCUGGAACAAGAUGGGGCCAGCCUGGCAACUCUCUACCAGAAGGCAGCCAUGUACCAGGGCCGGAGAGUUGGGUUCGUUUUGGUCGUUAGAGACGACGCUGGUGGCACAUUCGGCGCCUACCUCUCCGAAUAUCCCCGCCCGGCACCCAAGUACUUCGGAAACGGCGAGUGCUUCCUCUGGCGCGCCUCGACACUCACCCCCCUCCCGCCUCCGCCCUCCGCCGACACAACGAACCUCACCCGGAUAACCACCGUCGCGAGCCCGGUCCGUUCGACCUUCUCCGACGACGACCGCGCCCAGCCGUCGCCCGCACCGAGCGAGUCGAUCCGCUUCAAGGCGUUCCCGUACUCGGGCAUCAACGACUACUACAUCAACUGCGAGACGGGCUUUCUGAGCGUCGGAGCCGGCGACGGCCACUACGGCCUGUGGCUCGACGACAGCCUCAACCGUGGCCACAGCGGGCGCAGCCAUACCUUUGGCAACGAGCCGCUAAGCGACGAGGGCGAGAAGUUUGGGGUAUUGGGUGUUGAGCUCUGGGUAUUGGGAGCCUGA